UGCAACCUUAAACGUAUUAACUACAUUCAGUAGAUCAUUGUUGUCGAGAUUCAUUGUGUUAAGUUGAUAAUUAUAAGUGCAUUUCAGGCAACUGAUUUUCUGUUCAAGUUAAAAGAGGCAAGCGAUCAAAAUGGGUAAAGGUUUCAACAAUUACAUGUGUAAAAAGUUCUUCCAUCCAGCGUCAAGAGACAACUUGAAACGCGUAUGGAUGGCAGAGCAGCAGGCUGAGGCGUACAAGAAAAAGCAAGAAGAGCUGCGAAAUCAGUAUGAAAAAGAGCAAGAUUUGCAUGAAAACAAAGCGAUGCUCAGCAAAGAUAGCAAGGAUAAGCUGAGCAUGAAUUUCAUGUACGAACCACCACCAGGCGUUCGCAAGGAACGUGAAAAGGAUGACAAUGAACCGGAGUACAAAUUCGAAUGGCAACGCAAAUACAAUGCACCACGUGAAAGUUAUUGCAAGGGUGAUACAGAGAUCCGUGAUCAACCGUUUGGUAUUCAAGUGCGAAAUGUACGUUGCAUCAAGUGUCAUAAAUGGGGCCACAUAAACACUGACAAAGAGUGUACAAUGUACAGUAUAUCGAUGAGCGAAGCACGUAAAUUGCAUUCCGAAGCCGAGGCCAGUGAGAUUUUAUCCAAAAACAUGCUGGAGGAACAGAUGAAAGAGGACGGUCUUAUGAUGAAAAAGGGCGCAAUGAGUGCACAAAGUUUUCAAAGUGGCCGUUUGCAUCAAUUUGUGGCCAAAUCAAAUGAAGAUGAUGACGAUGACAAUGACAAUGAAGCCCCGCAAGUAGAAAAAGAGUUCCUGAAAUCGCUCAGCACCAAACAAAAAAAGAAGCUGCUGAAGAAACUAAAAAAGAUUGAGAAAAUGAAACAAAAAUCAGCCAAACGUGGCCUCAAGAAGAAAUCUAAGAAACAUAGCUCGGAAAGUCGUAACAGUUCAUCGUCAUCAUCGUCGACAUCGUCUGAAUCAGGAGACGAGAAGAAGGUUCAAAAAUCAAAAAAAUUCGACAAGAGAGAUGAGAAACACUACAAACCAAGACGACAUUCGAGAUCUCGUUCCCGUUCGCCGAAAGACCGAAAAAUUAGACGCGACAGAGCAUCAAGUCGUGAUCGGUCAGUUUCACCUCGACGCAAUCACAGGCACCGUUCGAGAUCUGCUUCGCGAGAAGCAAGACACCGAAAUCACAGACGAUAGACGGAAAUAUUCAAAUGUGUUCAAUUUGGAUAUUGUUUGCGUUAAGGCGUAUUUCGAUGGGAUUUCUAAUCAUUGUUCAGUUUUAGAUAACACAUAAAUAAAUAAAUAUACAUUUGUCCACGGAA
Molecule: messenger RNA, 1317 nt
Organism: Sitodiplosis mosellana (orange wheat blossom midge)
Lineage: Eukaryota; Metazoa; Arthropoda; Insecta; Diptera; Cecidomyiidae
Product: corepressor interacting with RBPJ 1
Exons: 2
Coding region: 131-1192 (353 amino acids)
Biological process (GO): negative regulation of DNA-templated transcription
Cellular component (GO): nucleus
Molecular function (GO): transcription corepressor activity
Source: RefSeq, a predicted model, not a curated record